This is a messenger RNA of Eimeria maxima, 6132 nucleotides long. RefSeq lists its product as hypothetical. Gene Ontology annotation, biological process: replication fork processing; DNA topological change; DNA repair. Gene Ontology annotation, molecular function: ATP binding; DNA binding; DNA topoisomerase activity. The transcript has 11 exons. Gene Ontology annotation, cellular component: chromosome; nuclear replication fork. The record is from RefSeq and is a predicted model, not a curated record. NCBI's taxonomy places the organism in Eukaryota, Apicomplexa, Conoidasida, Eucoccidiorida, Eimeriidae. The coding region runs from base 1 to 6132 and encodes 2043 amino acids.
AUGACGCCUAACAAUCCAACGGGUUUGCAGAAUCCCUCCACUGCUGCAAUUGUAGCAGAUGCCGCCAAACAGAAGCAGCAGCAGCAAAUGGGACCCAAGAAUCCACAAAUGCAGCAGCCCCAGCUGCAGCACCAUACCGAACGGUCAGUGUGUGGGGCAGGUGGAGCUACUGACAAUCUUUUGUGUUCAUUUGAUGUCUUCGCCUUCAAUGCGCCGAAGACCCCCCAAAGGAUUACCCCACAAAAGCCAGCAAAAAGAGUCGUCGCAAUCCACAGGAGCAGCACUCCUCUGGCCACAAGAAGCGUCUGCAGCCGUUCGAGCAGCACCAGCAGCACCGUAGAGGGCGGCGGCAGCACAGUCGCCAUGUGCCAGCAUGGUAGUAGAAACCGCACCAGCACUACCGGUGGCUGCAGUAGCGGCAACAAAAGCGGCUUGGAGAGUGCGACCGAGUUGCAGAGGGAAUCGGAGUUGAGUCCUGGGGUCCGGGUGUCUCUCGAGUGGUUGGAGGAGGCGGAAAGAAGGCGAGGGUUGAGCAGUACAGAAGUUGCUGCUGCCUUCAGGUGUCCCCUCUGCCACCAAUUCAGCAUGACCUUCCGUUCGGGCCGUUACGGCAUGUUUUUGGGGUGCUCGCGGUACCCGGAGUGUCGGGGUAAAGUGAGUGGUUCAAAAGUAGAGAGGUGGCGGUCCUGCACAGGAAACAGCAGCAGCAGCAGCGGCAUCCGUGUCUUCUGUGAGCUUGAGGCUCCACAUGCCUUCAGACUACAUGCAGCUGGCUGUACAGACACUGGUAUGAUGCUGGCAGACGCUCUACCCCGCAUCAUUCAAACGGCUGCAAAGGUCUAUGCUAGAGAGCAGCAGGGAUGCCAGGAGGGCAAGCAACAACAGGAGGAUAACUUCAGAAUUCCAGACUUCCUGCGGCCUCUUUCUUGGUUGCCGCGGAGCGAUCGCAUCAAGUCAGAUGAGUCGCUGCUGAGGCAAUUCAGCGAUGCUGCUAUGGCGCAUGCCGUUAGUGUUCAGUGCACCGCUGUGUGUGGACUAGAGGAAGCAGAAGCAGCUGCUGCUGGUACUAAGGCUGCUUAUGUGGGUGAUGCUGAUGCUCGAACUGCGGGAUCUACUGGUGGUGGCACUGGUGCAGAAGCAAAAGUCCCCGCGGAUACUUCUGGGGUUGCUGCUGCAGGAAGCGUGUUUGAGCUAGAGCGCGCUGCAACUCGGAGGCGUUUGCGUUUUGUAGAUUGGUCAAAGGGGUCUCUGCAGGCGCCUGCAGACGGGCUGAAGUACAACGAUGGUUGUGUCUUUUCUUUGGCAGCUUAUCCGUUUGUCUUACAGGCGGUGGCCUCUGUUUGUGGCUGGGCAGCCAUAACUCCCAUCCCCUCUCUCACCCUCCGUUUUUUUAAGGAGGUCUGGGGGUCGGGAAGAUUUCUCAUCACUUCAAAGGAAAGAGCGCUGGACGUUGCCUGGUGGCUGCUGCCUUCUCGUUUGCGGCAGCAUCUGCUGCCUUUCCAGUGGGAAGGUCUCGCCUACGCGUUGCAACGGGGAGGUCGUGCGAUAAUAGGCGAUGAAAUGGGGCUUGGGAAGACAGUGCAGGCAAUUGCAUGUAUUGCAGUGUACCGCCAGUUCCCGUGCCUUAUAGUUGUACCUGCGUCCAUGCGCUUAGCCUGGGCCGACGCGCUGGAGGAGUGGCUUCCGGAAUACAGCGGGCCACCGAGUUUGCGGGUUUUGUUUGCCAGUGGGGAUCGCCCAGCUCCAGGGGAGCAACAUUUGAUCUGUUUGUCUUCUUUUGAGAUGGCAGCCAGGCUAUACGACACCCUCAAGGCUACGCAGUACAAGUUUGUGAUUGUGGACGAGGCCCACAAGCUCAGAGGCCCUGCAAUUCCACGGCCUGCGCCCUACACGGCCUCAGAAGCAGCAGCAGCAUUAACGGCCACACAGGAAACUGCAACAGAAACAACAACACUUCCACACAGUGUAGAAGGUGAUAGUGCCCUUGCUGCCACGUCGUCUCCUGGCGUUGAUCCCAGCAGCGAGUCCGUAUAUUUUCCAAAUUCCCCGCAACCCCAGAAGCACUGCCAGCAACCACAAAAGCGUUUUUCCCGACAGCAGAGGAAAUGUAGGCUGCCGGACAGCGGCCAGGAGGUGAACAAGAAGGUACUAGACCUCGUGAAAGGCAGCCGUCACGCGCUGCUCCUUUCAGGCACUCCUUCUGUGAAGCUUCCGGCGGACCUGUUUCCGCUAGUAGAUGCUCUGCUGCCGCCAUUAGAGCAGGUGACAUUAGCGGAAAGGAGGCAGCAACAGCUGCAGCAGUGGAGGGCACUUGAACUGGCAGCUGCUGCGGCAGCGGUGCCCCCUGGUGUUGCUGGUGCUGCUCCAAUUUUGGAGGCGGACCUAUCGGGGGACGGAUGGACAGAAGCAGAACAAACAAAGGGUGUUUUCUCCGGUAGUGGAAUUGUCCGGUCUCCGUGGUCGGAGGGAACAACGGCGUGGAGAACAGCUUCAGCAGCAGCACGAGCAGCAGCAAAGUUCGCAGGGGCUGCACCUGAGGCUUUUGGAGAGCCUUUCGGCACAGGUGUCUGCCCCGACCAUCAACCACGCGACAAGGACUGUUUGGGUUCGUUUGCAAACGGGGGGCAGGCUCGGCAACGCGUUGGCAAUAUACUAAGAGAGGAACGACUGCAGUUUGCUGAAGAGUACUGCUGUUCUUCGCGAGCCUUUGGCUCAUGGAGAAGAUUUGGGGCUUCUCUCCGAAGUUGGGAGCUGCACUUGCUCCUUACGCGAGCCGUCCUCCACAAACAACAACAGGUUGAAGUGGAAACGGAGCCUUCCCACGCGCCGGUUGGGGACCACGAAGCUGCAAAUGCGCCCAUGGGGGCCAAAGAAGCCCCUUCGAAGGGGCUUUCAUCGAAUUUGAAGCCAGCCGCUCCACCAGCUAAGCCUGAGGAUGCCUUGGCAGCAGUCUCCUUGUCGGCUCUUGAGGGUCCGCGCUUCUCGGUGCAGGAAGUGGAACACCUUGUGGAGGGACUGCCUUGGGCUUCCCACGUCCCGGGGGACGGUGACGCUCUCGUGCUACCUCCAUGCACGCGAAUUGUGCAGCUGCUGCUGCUCCACUGCAACAACAAACUGCUAACUGCCAUGGGAGAAGGCUUGGUGCUACGAAAACCGGCGUACCGCUCAUUGCUUCGAGAAGUGGAAAGGGCUGAUGCAGGCUCCUCAGACGGCAGCAGCGGCGACAGCGAGUUUGGCUUCGGCAUGCAGGGGCCCUGCGUAUCCUCUGAUAUAGCGGCGGUUGCUUCCCACUUGACACGGCGGCCUCCCGCAACUCCAGCUGAACGCGCGGGCCUCUGCAAAGUUUUGUCCGCUGCGGAUUGGCUGCACGAGAAGUUCUUGAGAGACGCAUCUGCCUCACCCUGGCCCGACGACGACACGGAAGACGCACCCCCUAAAGUCGUGGUCUUCGCUCACCACCGGCGAGUAUUAGAUGCUUUGGCAGCUCGUCUCCGGGAACUACGGUUUGGGUGUAUGAACUCCACGGGACACGCACGUACGGGCGGGAGUCGUAGACGCCAGGGUUUCGUGCGCAUUGAUGGUACUGUGCCUGAGGAGGAGAGGAGGAGGCGCCGCCGCCUCUUUCUUAACGAUCCUGCAUGCACGCUGGCACUUAUUUCCAUCACUGCUUCUUCUCACGGGUUGGAUUUUUCUGGAGCGUCUGUUUGUAUCUUCCUGGAGUUGCUUCCGCAGCAGCAUGAGCUCUUGCAGGCAGAGUCGCGGCUGCACCGUCGGGGUCAGCGGCGGGUAGUGACAACAUAUUUCCUUCUAAGCCGUUGUGGCCCCUCUUCAGCAGCUUCGGGAAGUGUCUUUUCUCACGAAUCUGGCUACAGUUCUAGCCCCGCCUCUGGGGACAGUGUAGGAGGACCCGUAGAGGCCGAGGGGGAACAUCUGCAGGCAAGCACCACAUCCGCAGAGGGGGGAGAGAACCUUAUGUUGAGCCGUUAUUCCUGCAGCCCCCUUAGCUGUAGCGCAAGCAGCCACAAGGCCUCGCCAGCAUGUCUCGAAAUAGUGGGAAGAGCAUCCAGCUGCAGAAAGUUUCGGAGAGAACUGAGGAAGUGCUGCAUGCAGCUCCUUCACGAAGCUGAGACGGUCGAAGAAGCUGCCUGGCGCAGAAUCAAGCAUCAGUCUGCUCUGGUGCAGCGCACUAUAGAUGGACCACUCGCCUACCUGUCACAUAUUGGUGAGGCCCAUCCUCAGGAGGAGGAAAGACAGGGACAGUUGAAACAACAGCAAGAAGCGAGCAUGAUCAGCCAAGAACACGAUGACGAAUGGUGUGGGGUUGGCGACGGUAGCCAGCAAGGUCAACUGCAGCAACAGCGGCAGCAACGUCAGGAGGGCCAUUCAGCGGGUGCAAACACAAAUUGUCUGGGUGCGUGGAGCUGGAAUAACCUGCAAGAUCCACCAUAUCGUAUGAAAUCACCAACAGCAGCUGCCGGAAGUGGUGAAUGUGAGAGGCAUCCUUACACCGCCGUACUGCAAUCACUUCAGUGGCAACUACGGCCCACCUUGGGGCAAUCUUUGAAGCCCAUGAAGCAGCGUUCGACAUUCUCUGAAGGCCUUCGGUUUCGCAUUUCACGGUACACCCAUCGCGUGCAUGUGUUCCGAGGUGUUGCGGCUACCCCACUAGGCAUAUCCUUUACUCCAGCGGAGCUGGGGACAGCUAACACGCCAUACGCCUUUGUGGAGCACCCCAAGCGAAAGGAGGAUCAGCAUGGAGAAGGACCGCGGCAGCCACUGCCGCGGCAGCCGCUGUUGCUACAUCCACAGACCGGUCAAGGUCAGUACCCCGAAGGGGAAUUGGCGCGAUACAUUCAGGAAGCGGCCCGGCAGUACUUGAACCUUUUCCGGUUACUGUCGUCUUUUGAGCAGCGCCGAGUUAGGGAGACUGCAUGGACGGUACAGAACCUUGAGGUGUACCUGCACCGACGCCAUCGCACACAGCAAAACAGCGGGAAAGUAGACCCUUUGGUAGGUUCUGACCUUCCUGUGGAUCAAUGCCCAAGGCGACGGUCUACUCAAGAGCACCAGGAGACAGGUAAAGCAACUACAGUGGUGCCACGCCACACUACGGACCCCCUCCUGCUUUUACAGUCAGCAGCAGCAACCCAGCUGCAGCAACAGGGACAGCGACGGGCCCCCUGUCUUGAAGGGAAGAUGGCUUCUGGAGAACUGCAUUUGGGAGCUCUCCCGCUUUGUAUGAGCAGCGCCGACGGCGGCUUGAGUAAGCACAUCAGGGACAGCAAUGGCGGGUCAUCGGAGGCAGGUGAGGACUCGCUGAGUGAUAGUGUCCACUCGCGCUACUUUUCAAGCCAAGCUGCCUUGUCAGGUUCAUUGUGUGGGCCUCGCGAGGGGUCUCAGCAACCUAACGCUCUCCCUGAACCGCCAGGUGGCACAAUAUCGUCUUUUUCAGAGGAGACCAACCGCUCCAGAGUGGCGUUGGUGCCUGUGGUCCUCCACACCUCGAAUCCCGCUGCGGCUGCUAGCAGGGCAAGUGUGACGUCUAGACACGUGCAACCUUUUUCUUUGGAGCUGCAGAAGGUUUUGUGCGUAUCGUGCAUGCAGCCUAUCUCAGCCGUCAGCACAACGCGAACGUUCUUGCGUGUUGAGGCUUUUGAGGGCCCCAGCCACCCCUGGGUGGACAGCCCGCGAGUGUCACAGCCCCAAUCCUGUGACGCCCAAGGCGGCUUAGAUACAACAAGUGGGGUUUAUCUAGAAGGGGGAAACACCAGAGAGGCUCCGGGCUCUCCUGCUUUCACGUAUCCACCAGAGCCGGCAGAAGAAGGCCAGGCACAGUCUGUACCACCUGGCGGUCUGGUUGAUCGAGGCGUCUGCAGUAACUGCAGGUUGGACUGUGGGGAAAUGUUGAUGGCCUUAAAAAUGUUGCACGCAGCAGGGGAGCCCCAGUGGCGACUUGAGGAGGAAGUGGCGCGUCUUGCCCCCAGCGUGAGUUUUCGCGCGUGGCCAUCACUCAUUCGAAAGCUUGCCCGCCACCUCACGGCAAGCUAUGCCUGGGAGGCAGACCACAAAAACCCCGUGAGGGAGGGAGGAGGCCUGGCAACAGCGGAUUCUGUUCAGACGCUUUGCAAGUGA